CUAACUGAACAGUACUGGAUCUGAUAGUGGGCUUUAAAGUAAUUUUGCUGAGAGUGAGGGCCCCUGCGAAACUCAAUACCGCAAUAUUAAUUGUCUGCGGUUUGCGACUUUUUCGGAACCAGCAGUUUUGACAGGGGAAGAAAGAUGUAUCUGUACCAGUAGCGAUAGUUACAGGGGGUUCAAAUUAGUGAAUCUCAGUAAUAAUUGCUUAUAAUAGAGUCCAAUUGAAUAGGAAUAGAUUGAGGAUAUAUAGCAAUUAUGAAUUCAACAACAUCAUUCAAAUCCAAUCCAUUAAAUAAGAUUAUAGGACUUUCUAUAAUCUUAUCAAUGGGAUUCUUAUUAGUUAUCUUAGCAGGAAUAUAUGGGAAUUGGUUCCCAAUUAUAAUUGGAAUAAUAUUUGCAAUUGCUCAUUUACCUGUUGUAAUUACUCAAGCCGUAUAUAAUUCUUCUGAUUAUGAUUUUAGUUUUGAUCCUGCAACUUCAUCAUCUACUAAUGUAGUUAAAGAAUUUGGACAAUUUCUUUCUGCUUUCUUAUUAGUAUCAGGAUUUUAUUUACCAGUAAUAUUACAUCAUUCAUUAAUUUUAACUAGAACAGCUAUGGUCUUGACGAUCAUUGGUGGUACAUUAAUUUAUGGUACAGUUUAUACAUUUAGUCUGUUCUUUGAUGAAAGAGAAGAUGAAGAUGAAGUUCCUGAUCUUGGAGGAGGAGUCAUUUAGUCAUAAAAAGUCUUACAUUUACGUAUUAUAUCUAGAUGGUAUAAAAAUUACAACAAUUGAUUAGUAAAUAUGGUUAAUAUACAAUUGCUAUUGUAACUAUUAUAGUAACUAUAACUAUAAUUGUAGUAACUGUAAAUAUAAGUAAUCAC
This is a messenger RNA of Scheffersomyces amazonensis, 866 nucleotides long. RefSeq lists its product as uncharacterized. The transcript has a single exon. Bases 259 to 717 code for a protein of 152 amino acids. Gene Ontology annotation, cellular component: endosome; Vps55/Vps68 complex. Lineage: Eukaryota; Fungi; Ascomycota; Pichiomycetes; Serinales; Debaryomycetaceae. Gene Ontology annotation, biological process: late endosome to vacuole transport via multivesicular body sorting pathway. The record is from RefSeq and is a predicted model, not a curated record.